This is a messenger RNA of Cadophora gregata, 4314 nucleotides long. RefSeq lists its product as uncharacterized. Gene Ontology annotation, molecular function: phosphatidylinositol-4,5-bisphosphate binding. The record is from RefSeq and is a predicted model, not a curated record. Bases 1 to 4314 code for a protein of 1437 amino acids. Lineage: Eukaryota; Fungi; Ascomycota; Leotiomycetes; Helotiales; Ploettnerulaceae. Gene Ontology annotation, cellular component: exocyst; plasma membrane. The transcript is spliced from 4 exons. Gene Ontology annotation, biological process: exocytosis; Golgi to plasma membrane transport.
AUGGACGGUUCAGGUCAGAAUGGACCGGGCGGGGUCCACGACAGCACCAGCAAUGGAGGAAUGUCCAGAGCAGAAAGGUUUGAAGAUGAGAAGCGCAGGAUCGUGGACAGCUGUUUUGGCAAGAAGGAUGAAGAUGGAUCUUUAAUGGAAUCAUACAUCACACACAUCAGAAUCAUAGAAGACGCUGCAUAUCCAUCUACUCCACCGCCACCAAAUGCCAAUCCAAGUGCAAAGAAGCCGCGUCUAAUAAUCGUAGCUGUGAGGAAGUCGGGAAGGGUUCGGAUGCAUAAGGCAAGGGAGAAUGCGAAUGGGACCUUUUCGAUUGGCAAAACUUGGAUGCUUGACGACCUGUCUUGCGUACAGUCCUAUAGUGGCAUCAACCCAGCAAGUCCCGAAGAGGAGCAACAAAAACAAUGGGCGGGAGGUAUUGGGUUCACAGUCACUAUUGGGAAACCAUACUAUUGGCAGGCGAAUACCCAGAAGGAGAAGCAGUUUUUCAUUGCGAGCUUGGUCAAAAUCUAUACCAAGUACACCGGAGGAAAGUCCCCAGAGCUUCUUGGAUUUGAGCCGAGGGAAAGGGAUCAAUUGCUCGGUGUCUCCGCUCCAGCACGCCCGCCGCCUGUUUCUCAGCCACCUCCUCAGCAGCCCACACCACCAGCAUAUGGCCGAGACAGACGGCGAGAGCCAUCAAGAGAGCCUCCUGUACUCAGGAAUCAACCCAGUCGAGAUGCAGUACAGCGUCCUCCCCCACAGAUGACCCCUCCUGUAAAUCCUUAUGGUCAGACGGCAAGACCGCCAAUGCGGGCUCAACGAGGCGACUCUCCGGGGGGCAGUAUGGAAUCUAAUAGCACCGCUUCACAGCAAGCACCACCAAAUAAUCGAAGACUAGGUACACAGCCGAGUCAGGAAUCAUUCGCCAGAAGCGAUGAUGGGUCCAGUCUACCACCGCGGUCACGAGGUGGAAUGAAUGGUCUCCCGAAUGCGCCAGGCAGAUUCCAAGAUCGGAGUGCAACUCCCACAUCUCAACGAGCUGUGACUCCUGAUUCAAGCUCUUCAGGAGUUCGAGAUAUGGCGAGUGAAGUACCUCCUAUUCCCGCGCCGUUAUCCUUACCUCCUGAACGUCGUCGGCCUCCAAUGCCAGUUCUUGGUGAUUCACGCCAGAGAACCCUAAAUUCGAAUGACAAUAUCGUUCCUGCUCCUCUCACAAGUCCUGCGAUGCGACGGGAAGAUUUGCGGCCACCAACACGUAGUAGUGAGCGGAGUAUUCCCCGGGAGCAAGAUACUGACAAUGGAAAUCCACCAUCAUCUACAAACGGGUUCCAGAGACCGGUUCCAUCUCGUAAUACAGCUGAAAGUUUAGAUCGCAGGAACAACACCCAAGCAGUCCCCGUUCCACCUCCAGCCCCAGUAUCAGAUGCUGCGGAAAUGGUGUCGCCGUCGGCAAACGCCGAAGCUCCUCCUCCAGUAGAACCUGCCGAGGAGCCGGAAGAGGAAAAUCGACCGGGACUGGGACCUAUGAUUAAGAAGAAGAAGUCCAAGAACGAGGUUGCUGGUGCGAUGUUCAAGGCUGCAAAAGCUGCGAAUGCUUUUAGCUCCUUCAAGCCACGCGCUGGAGGUGCUGCAGAGCGAUUGAGGGAAGCCCAGGCAAAGAUGACCGAUGGCCCAGACGGAGUUACUGGUGUUGUACCAGCACCCUCGCUCCUUCGGGGAAUGAGCUCAGACAGUACCACAGGAACCGGGACCACACCAGCAACAACGCCUCUGGAACGACCGGUUUCUCGAAAGAAGAAUGAUAGUGUCCCAGAGGUCAAGCUUACGGUACCAGAAUCGGGACGUCCUGGUAGUUUUGAAGCUCCAGUGGCCGCGCCACAGGAAGAUACGCCGCCCGAAAAGGCUAAAGCUCGUGAGGCUAAAAGAGCGAGACCUCCGGCGGAGACAAUGUCAAAGGAGCUUGCUGCCAUUGGCGUUGAUCCAAGCAUUCUUGGCGACCGUGGUGGGGAGCUAGUUUCUGCAUGGGAGGAGUUUGGCUGGGUCGGCGAGGGCAUACGAUCCAAAAAUAUCGACCAAAUGAAAGACGAGGUUGAGCGAGAGCUGAACAAGAUUCAAGCUGGCGGAUGGUUGAGUAGGCUAGAGGAGGAGGAUGACAGAAUCGAGGCGAUCAAAACGGGUCUCGACAAGUGUAUCGAGGAAUGUGAAGAGCUGGAUGGCCUGUUCACACUGUAUCUUGUCGAGCUUGGCACUUUGAAUGAGGAUGUCGCAUAUAUCGAGGCUCAAUCACAAGGUUUACAGGUACAAACAGCCAAUCAAAGGCUCCUCCAAACGGAACUGAAAUCUCUUCUCGACACGAUUUCAAUCUCUGGAGAGCAGUUGAGUGGUCUCCGAGAAGCAUCACUGGAGUCUCCUCGCGGCUUAGAGCAGAUCGAAACAGCCUUAGUCAUGCUUUUCAAAGCUAUGCUGACUAUCGAUCCAUCACUCAACACAACUGUUUCCAGACCUAGCGAGGACGGAAGUCUCCGCUCCGGCAAACCCGGAGGCUACGGAAACAGUGAGAUUGGGAGUAUGAGAGUACUGCAGGAAAAGAAAGAUGUCUACAAGAUGGAGAUCGCAAUGUUCCUUCGCCGCUUGAAGCCGUUUUUGCAAGUCAAGUUUGGUGCUGCCAUUGAUGAGACGAGAAAGGCUCUUGAAAGAGAGAAAGGCAGUAAUCUUACUCGAGCUGCAGGAAAGGCUAAGCUCGAUCCUCGAAACCACGAUCUUGCCCGUGAUCUUCUUUGGAGAUAUAGCCCGUUAAUGCUGUUCUCAAGAGAGGUUGAUCGUUUCGAAUGGGAGGAGCUUAUGAAAAUGUACGAAAUGGUAUGCCGACCAUUAUAUCAAGACGAGUUCCGAGAUGCUACCUUCUCUUGGAAGCGCAUUGCCAAGAAGCCAAUUGGUGAUGAGGGCGAUAUCUUGUUUACAUCUCAAAUCGAGAAGCAGACUGAAGGUAUUGCAACGACGGCUCGGAAGUUGACUGUCAAGCGGAGCCAAACUUUGGCGAAGAGCUUGCGGUCUCCAAUUGGUGACAAUGCUAGUAAAUCUAGUCUAGACAAGUCAGAUGGCCGGCUUCAACCAUACGAGGUGUUUGGCGGAGUUCUCGAUGAAACGAUUCCGAUAAUGAGCAUGGAACAGAACUUCAUUGUUGAGUUCUUCCAUGUCACCUCUCUCGCACAAUCGGAUUUCCCCGAUGCGGUGGCUGCGUCGCCACCAGACUCUCGACGUGGUGGUGACCUUCGACGACCAAGAGUUAUGGACCCAGAUAGAAGUCUCGCAAAACUUGUUGUCCAGUCGAUGGAAGAAGUGUUUUCGUUCUAUGCCAAUGAUAUCCAAUCGCUUGUUGACUGGACUAUUCAAUCCGAUCCACUACAAGGUGUCGGUGUAAUUGCCGCCAUUGAGCGCAAGCUGGUCGGAUUUGAAGAAUCAAAUCAGGAAUACCUGUCUCGAAUGCUGCAAAAGCUACACGUAAAACUUCUUGGCAUGUUCAACAAGUUCUUGGACGAGCAAAUUCGUGCCAUUGAAGAUACAAAGGUCAAGAUAAAGAAGCGCAAAGGAGUCAUUGCCUUUAUUCGGAUAUUCCCAUCCUUCUCCUUGACCUUGGAAACCAUGCUCUCGACGUCCCAUGACCUCGAUAUCCGGCAGACCGUCAACAAUGCAUAUGCUCGCAUCAACAAGACCAUGUUUGAGUCACUGAAGGUCAUUGCAAGAGAAAACCCCGGUGCUCAGGUUGCCGGUGCCGACCCUGAAGACAAGGAGGCUUUGAAUUACCAGGUCUUACUUAUCGAAAACAUGAAUCAUUACCUUGAAGAAGUCGAUGCUCGUGCCAAUCCGGUUCUUGAAGACUGGAAGCAGAAUGCGAGUCGGGAAAUGAACGAGCACAUGGGCCUUUAUCUCGGUGCUGUGAUUAGGAGACCUCUAGGGAAACUGCUCGACUUUCUUGAAAGCACAGAAAGUCUCAUGCUAUCUAGACAACCAGGAGAGCCAGCCUCGAAGACUUCUAGUAUGCCUAGUCACUCAAAAACCACAUUCCGCAAGGUUCUUGCAGGCUACGACUCGAAGGAAAUUAGAAAGGGCAUCGAGGCGCUCAAAAAGAGAGUCGAGAAGCACUUUGGCGAUGCUGAUGAGCCUGGCCUUAGUCGCGGUCUUGUAGUUAAGGUCAUCCAAAACUGCGAGAAGUUCUACGAGAAGGUCGAGGAUCGGAUCUUGACUAUCAGUCGAGAUGUAUAUGAUGGAGAGGUGAUUUCAGAAUGGUCCAGGGCCGACGUCUCUGCAGCAUUCAGAAAGUAA